This is a messenger RNA of Ceutorhynchus assimilis (cabbage seed weevil), 3140 nucleotides long. The record is from the annotation of a GenBank genome assembly. Lineage: Eukaryota; Metazoa; Arthropoda; Insecta; Coleoptera; Curculionidae.
CUCGUGGUAUAAAUGCAUACGGGAAGCGCGUUUAUAUUUUGAAUCUAAUCCGCUCUAGGAGGAUGUUUUAAUUAUGAUAUUUAAACAAUGGUGACGAGAGCGCAUUGUUUUUUGGGAUAAUAAUCCAGUUAACGAAAAGUUAGGAGUGAGUUUAAGUGAAAUAUAGAGUUUGUGCAGUCAAAUUUGUUUGAUAUAGAUCCAAUCAAUCAAGAUGUCGAAAAUAGCGAAAAUCUCGGUCGAAAAGUUCGACAGCAAAGAACAAAUCCUCUACGAUUUCGACAAAACUAAAGGCCUGGAAGAAAACAUCUUGAACGUGUGCCGCAAAGUGGGUUUACCGGAAUCCUCGAAAAUCUACGGCCUGAAAUAUUUGCCGACGAAAACCAACGAUAAAAAUCACUAUUUAUCCAAAAGCAAUUUCGAAGAAGUUAAGCAUAGCGAUUGCUUAAAGGUUGUUUUUUCUGUUAAUUAUAUAAUUAAUCGUACUAUAAUGAACGUAAGGCAAGAGAAUUUGGAUUUAAGGCGAAUAGCAUUUGACGAUAUUUUUAAAUUAAGUUUGGACCCGGUAUUUAUUGAAGAGCUUGCUUUAGCAGCAUAUGACAAAUUUCUGAUAGAUGUUUUGAUCAAGGACAUUCUAUCAUCAGAAGAACAAUUAGGCCUAUUAAAAACCAUUGUACAUUUAUUCAGCAAAAACUACAUCCAAGAUACUACGCAAGACAUUUUAACAAAAUCCAUAAACAUUCUAAAAAACACUGACACAACUAAUGAAGAAAUUCGAUUCACCUUAUCGCUACUUCAUAAAAUAUUAAUAAGCGCAAACUCAGCAUUUGAUCAAUGGAAAGAAAAAAUCAUAAAAGAAAUUCCUUUGACAGAAAUAAACGUUUAUACUUGGAGGGAUACUUCUAGAGAGUUACAAUAUAGUGCUUUAUUGCUUAUUAAUACCAUCAUCAAAGGCUGCAAGGGCGAGAAAAAGUUGCAAUUAAUUAAAGAAAUGAAUUACAGAAGAACCAGGGAAAAUAUUUAUAAUAACAUCAUCAAUACCGAUGACAAAUUAGAUAAAAAUAUGGAACAUGAAUUGUACGUGCUUCAAACGUAUUUAUUGAGUUUGUUCAACGAAGCUUUGCAUAGUAAAAUCAGUUUGGACGAUAAUAGUUUAUUUAAACGUGAGGAAUUCGAGCUUUGCACAGAAGAUAUGAGACGAAUUACAAUCCUUAUGGAUUUUGAUGAAAAUAAUUUACAAAACUAUGACUUUUUUUCAGUUGAAAAUUUAGCCUUCAACACCGGAAACCAUAGAAUUUCAAUAGCAUCAACCGAUGAAAUUUCCAGCAAACGUAGCUCAUCAAAAUAUUUCCUAGAAAAUGACUAUUUCGACAACACAAUCAGCCACCUCACCCUAGAAGCUCUCAGGCACUACAAAAAUAUACACCCGAAAAACUUUUACCAAUCCCAAAUAGAAGAACAACUUUAUGAACCUGGAAUAUUUGCUACCAGCGAAAGAGUGGUAAGAAUGCUAGCCAGAAUGCUUCAUAUAGGCAUGGACCCUCCUGACAGCAAAAGCACAUUUUACCAACCUGUUGUUUAUUAUUGUUCACCUAAAACCCCAUUUUUUCUGGAACUAUUUUCCCGUACAAUGUGGCUACUUUCGAGAACUAGGCGUGAAAUGAAGGCUUCUAGAUACGCUGACUAUGAAAAAGUGAUGUACGUGUUACAAAAACAAGUUAAAUUGGCUCUAAAAAAUAAGCCAAUGGAUUUUAAACAAUUGACUGCUGAAUUAACCGAAACAUCUUUUAAAAUUGUUUUGGAAAAAAUUCAACAAGACAAAGAAGAUGAAAUGAAAAGUUUAAUUGAUAACCAUCCAUGUAUUCAAGAUUUAAAACUAAAAUAUUCAAAGGAGAAUGAGUUGAAUGUUUUUCAACAAAGAGUGAAUAGUUUGUUGCAAGGGGAACAUUUUCCUAAAGUCUUGGAAAAAAAGGUGCACGGCACUAUUUUCGUAAAACUAAGCAAAAAUUUAAAAGAGCUUUUAGUUUACGACAACAAUAGCUUCAAAGAAAAACACAUAAUCGAAGACAUAACUCACGUGGUCAUCGGCAAAAACUGUCAACAUUCGAAUCUAUGUCACAACCCUUCGCUGGCUUUUGCCAUUAUAGUGGAGCAUGAGCAAAAAAUCAAAUUCAUCGCCAAAGAUGAAAAGACUGCUUGUUAUUGGACGGACGCUUUGUUGCUUUUAACAAACAAAAACGUCACGGCUGAUAAACUGAGCAAAUAUUAUUCUGAAGAGCUCAAUGAGCUUGUAGUGAUGGACAUAAGACUUCAAUUGCUGGAAUUGCAAAAUGUUGUGAUACCUAAAAGUGCUCCGCCAGUACCACCAACGCCGGAAAUUACUAGGCCUGAUAUUCCGCCGAAACCUAAACCUAGAAAGACAUUGAUGUAGUUGUGUAUAAAAUGCUUUUGAAUACAAUUUCGUGUCUUUUUUUUACAGUAACCUCGACUUUGGGCCAUAAGUUGGUGGAUGAAAUCAAUAUUUGACAUAAACGUUCUUUGAUCGAUUAUCUAGGAUUUUGAUGCUCUUACAAUUUUCACAGAAAAAUUUCUAUGAAUAUUUCAAGACUAAAUAUUGCUGAAAAUUUAAAUCCCAUUUUAUAUUGUUUUAGUUGUGAAUUCUUGAUUAAGCAAUUAUUAGCAAAAGAUAAUUGAGCAAUUAGCAAAAAGAAAUUGGUUCGGUGACUCAAUAUUUACAUAAAAAAAGAUGUUCUGCUGAUUUCAUCAAAUUAAUUCAUUGAAAUCAGAAAAUAAUCAUUUUCUACCUUAUAAAAGAAAAUUUAAUGUAUAAACCUUGAGAUCUUAAAGUGCCUAAAAGUAUUUUUCAGAGACAAUUAUAUUUUAGGUUUUCUUAUUUGAUUAUCAAUGGAUGGAACUCUUAAAUUCUCUUCAAGUUUGUUUUGCCCUAUAGAAAAGACGCUGUGUCUCUUAUGCCUAUAAUGAUUUUUCAGAGACUGUCAAAAACGAUUCUAUGGAAUCUUCCCAAUUUUCUUGAAAGGUCUCAUGAAAAUUUUCUCAGUAUUUCUUAUCUCUAUAGGGUCCUUUUCCGGUUUACUUGACACUAUAAAAAAGAUUUUCUUCUAUAAAUCCUGAAAGUUUCUUCU